GUCUUCACGGGGUGGAGUCUGGUCUUCACGGGGUGGAGUCUGGGUCUUCACGGGUGGAGUCUGGGUCUUCACGGGGUGGAGUCUGGGUCUUCACGGGGUGGAGUCUGGGUCUUCACGGGGUGGAGUCUGAGUCUUCACGGGGUGGAGUCUGGUCUUCACGGGAGGUGGUCUGGGUCUUCACGGGUGGAGUCUGGGUCUUCACGGGGUGGAGUCUGUCUUCACGGGUGGAGUCUGGGUCUUCACCGGGUGGAGUCUGGGUCUUCACGGGGUGGAGUCUGGCUCACGGGUGAGUCUGUCUUCACGGGGUGGAGUCUGGGUCUCUCACGGGGUGGAGUCUGGGUCUUCACGGGGUGGAGUCUGGGUCUUCACGGGGUGGAGUCUGGGCCUCACGGUGGAGUCUGGGUCUUCACGGGGUGGAGUCUGUCUUCGGGUGGAGUCUGGGUCUUCACGGGGUGGAGUCUGGGUCUUCACGGGGUGGAGUCUGGUCUUCACGGGGUGGAGUCUGGUCUUCACGGGUGGAGUCUGGGUCUUCACGGUGGAGUCUGGGUCUUCACGGGUGGAGUCUGGUCUUCACGGGUGGAGUCUGGGUCUCAGUGGAGUCUGGCUCACGAGUCGCUCGGUGGUCGCUCACGGGUGAGUCUGCUCAGGCUCUCAGGUGAUCUGGCUCACCUGGUGGAGUCUGGUCUCACGGGGUGGAGUCUGGGUCUUCACGGGGUGGAGUCUGGGUCUUCACGGGUGGAGUCUGUCUUCACAGGGGUGAGUCUGGGUCUUCACGGUGGAGUCUGGCUUCACGGGUGGAGUCUGGGUCUCACGGGGUGGAGUCUGGGUCUUCACGGGUGGAGUCUGGCUUCACGGGUGGAGUCUGGGUCUUCACGGGGGAGUCUGGGUCUCACGGGGUGGAGUCUGGGUCUUCACGGGUUGGAGUCUGGGUCUUCACGGGGUGGAGUCUGGGUCUCACGGGUGGAGUCUGGGUCUCACGGGGUGGAGUCUGGGUCUUCACGGGGUGGAGUCUGGGUCUUCACGGGGUGGAGUCUGGCUCACGGGGUGGAGUCUGGCCUCACGGGUGAGUCUGGUCUUCACGGGGUGGAGUCUGAGUCUUCACGGGUGGAGUCUGGGUCUUCACGGGGUGAGUCUGCUCACGGUGGAGUCUGGCUCACGGGUGGAGUCUGGGUCUCACGGGGUGGAGUCUGGUCUUCACGGGGUGGAGUCUGGGUCUUCACGGUGGAGUCUGGUUCACGUGGAGUCUUCACGGGUGGAGUCUGGGCUCACGAGCUGGUCCACGGUGGAGUCUGGGCUUCACGGGUGGAGUCUGAGUCUUCACGGGUGGAGUCUGGGUCUUCACAGGUGGAGUCUGGCUCUCACGGGUGA
Messenger RNA from Homarus americanus (American lobster), 1368 nucleotides. Its product is annotated as fibrinogen alpha-1 chain-like. The record is from RefSeq and is a predicted model, not a curated record. Lineage: Eukaryota; Metazoa; Arthropoda; Malacostraca; Decapoda; Nephropidae. The annotation marks the transcript as partial. The transcript is spliced from 2 exons.